UCGCCGGGGCCGCAGCUAGCCGUCGCCGCCGCCAGCUCAGCGGCUCGCACUCGCGGACGCCGCUCGCUACCAGUUCGCCCCCCGAAAGCUGCCGCCGGGCGCCGCAGCCCUCACGCCUGCUGCCCACCGCCCGGUUCAUCCAUGAGCUCAGAUUUCCCACAUUACAACUUCAGGAUGCCUAAUAUUGGAUUCCAGAAUCUGCCUCUCAACAUAUAUAUUGUGGUUUUUGGCACUGCAGUAUUUGUCUUCAUCCUUAGUUUACUCUUCUGUUGCUACUUGAUUAGGCUAAGACAUCAAGCACACAAAGAAUUUUAUGCCUACAAACAGGUUAUAUUAAAAGAAAAAGUAAAAGAAUUGAAUUUACAUGAGCUCUGUGCUGUGUGUCUAGAAGACUUCAAGCCUCGAGAUGAACUGGGGAUUUGCCCAUGUAAGCAUGCCUUCCACAGAAAGUGCCUUGUUAAGUGGCUGGAAGUCCGCAAAGUGUGUCCCCUGUGCAACAUGCCAGUGCUGCAGCUGGCCCAGCUGCACAGUAAACAGGACCGUGGUCCGCCUCAAGAGCCCCUCCCCGGGGCAGAGAACAUUGUAUAGCCCGCUGUAAGGAUCAGACUUGCUGGAUACAUCAGUGUGGAGCCAGGAGGAAUACAGCAGACUUUGCUUAGGCUGCUCUCUGCCUGGGGCACCCACUGUCACGUCCUUUGCCUCAUGAAGAACUCUUGCCAGGCACGCUGAGACCCUAGGCAUCUGGAUCUUGUGACAACCAAAGCACUCUGACAUCACCCUAGGCCAAGAGGAGUGGAUGAGCCUGCAGGUCUGGUUUCCGGUUUCCUGAGCAUCUCUUGCUGUCUCCCAGGCACCUCCACAUCAACCAGAAGGGAAGAUAACACAGGUCUUAGAGAACGGAACUGAGAAUGGGACUUUAAUGCCAUACCCACCUGUGGACCUGUAAGCUGCUGUGCAGAUCUCACCUGCGUCUGUUGCCACAAACCCUCCUGGCAUCCUGAGUCGUUAAACCAGCUGUUCCAUCAGCUGAAGCACAACUGGCUGCUAGUGUUCGGUGAAGCAGCCUCUGCAAGGCUCUUCAGGUUCUAUUCCUUUAAUAAGGCCUUCUUGGAACCUGAAGACUAUGGGAACAGCAGCAGCAGAACUUCUCGCCACACAGAGUUCACACUUGCUGUCAGAUCUUCCAGUUGAAGCCAUUAGAUACACUUGGGAAGGCCUGGUCAGGGGCCGUUCCUCUUGUCUCCCUACUAGUCAUCAGUAAUACCCGAAGGAGCUUGACCCUGACCCUCCAUUGUCCUGUGUAACCCAGGAGCCAGGGUACUGCUCACAUACCCCACAAAUGCAGUAUGAUUCAUUAUAGCUGCUGUCCUCAGCCCCACUUGCUGAGGAGUCUCUCUGGGCCCCUCAGAUGGCUCCAAAGAGGAGCUGCCUUCUCAGCAAGGCCAGUCCCUACCCACCUGGAUGACCAGGACGCCGACACUUUGCUUCUCUCCUCUUCUCUUCUACAUAAGAAAAAUGUCUUGCUACAUUUUUAAACAUUUAUCCCACAUAAGCUCCCUAUAAUUCUAAAGCCUGAAGCCAGUGAGCCACUUGGAGUUGUAAAUAGUUUGAGCAAGCUCCUGCAUGGCCGGCCUUCUAUUGGUGUGUACCUCAGUUAUUUGGACUUCAGAUUCCUAACUGAAGGUGUUUUUAUAGGAGAAAUGCAUGCUGCUCUUUGGCUUUUUCUGUCCAACUUUUCUAGAGAUAAUUGCCUCCAGUAGGCCUUGUGGACGGACACUGUAAAUUAGCCGUGUAAAGCACAGAACAUUCUCUUUACACAGCUUGCUCUCCCCUCCCUUGUCACAACAGUGCCACUGUAAUGCCUCAUCAACUGCUCUGCCCUGCUCUCCCAGUUGUCAGGAGGAAGUUUUGCAGGAAGUACAGUCUGGCAU
Messenger RNA from Peromyscus eremicus (cactus mouse), 1931 nucleotides. It is a transcript of the gene Rnf24, whose product is annotated as ring finger protein 24. The transcript is spliced from 6 exons. The coding region runs from base 142 to 588 and encodes 148 amino acids. Gene Ontology annotation, cellular component: endomembrane system. NCBI's taxonomy places the organism in Eukaryota, Metazoa, Chordata, Mammalia, Rodentia, Cricetidae. The record is from RefSeq and is a predicted model, not a curated record. Gene Ontology annotation, molecular function: ubiquitin protein ligase activity; zinc ion binding.